AACGACAAAACGUGGAAAAACGUGCACCAGCUUACCUGGUUGAGCACAUUUGCCGUAUAAUUUCGUAAAAUAUUGUAACAAAUUAAGCAGUUUUCGUUAUUUAACAACACGAACUGUACUAUAGAUAGUUUUUGAUAUUGGAAAACUCUUGAAACUUGCAAAUAUCGUUAUAAUUCGUGCUUUUGGUGCUGCGCAUUUACUUCUGCUUCCUCUUAAAUACUAACCUUGAGCAGAUUUGCAGCCACCGCAUCUGGUAGUAUGAAGCAAUGUCCGUCUCUGGUGCAAAACGUAGAUUGUCGUCCAUUCUGAAGCCCUACCCAAAUGGGGAUGGAUCAAAACUGAAUACAAGCGCGUCGCAGAACAAAGUUCGCUUCGAGGAUCUAUCAGUCGAAGCGGUACUUCAGGAUGCAUUGGAUACCAAUCGAUUGCAGCGAUUCGAACAACUGCUGGCGACCGUCAAGGAGGAGCAGUUUGACGACGGCAAGUUUCAGCAGAUUUUCGUCGAAUCGAAGCGAUGUGUCCAUCUGUUGAAUGCAAAUUUUGGCAUGUUGGUGGAAGCGUUAGUGUCGGUUAAUUGGUUAACCCGCAAUGAAUUGGCUCGUGAGAUCUAUAAGGAAUUUGUGAUAGAGCUGCUAGUGGCACACAGUAAUUACACAUCUUUAGUGGUGUCCAAACUGGUGCAGGGUUUUAUUCCGAAAGAUGAGGACCGCAGCGGGUUGGAAUAUGGCAGUCCAACGGAGGUAACGGUGCGAUUCUUUGAACCGAUUCAUGAUUUGAUCGUGAGACUGAAAAAUGUGAUACCAAUGAUAUUCGAUGUUAUUCUAGUUCACCUGAGGAAACAAUAUCCCUACUUUAAAAAACCCACUCACGUGGUGUGUGGGUACUUGCAUAACAUGCUGUUCAUGACUGAUUACUCGCCUAUGUUUGUCGAAGAAUUGUUGGAAAUUAUUUUCAAUCGCUUCCUGGUGAUAGACGUGAAUGCUCCCAGGAACGAAAUCGAAGAAGCUGAGUUUCCAGAGGAUGAUGAGCAGGUUUUUUCUAUGGAAGAAGAUUUAGUUGCUGGGCAAGAUGCAGAAGAGGAAAUGGUUAUGAAACUUCCUCUAGCUGAAACAUUAGAUUGUUGCAUGGAAAGAAUGAUGGGUUUUAUUGAACAGCGCGCUUCUUCGGAUAACAAUAGUGAAGCGGAUCAGAUGUUCAGAAUACUACUAAGGCUAUUCGAUAACCACAUCUUGCCUACGCACAACACACACCACGUGCAGUUUCUGAUAUUCUAUGUUUGCAGUUUCAAGCAGUCCUAUGUUGAGUACUUUAUAACGUACUUGUGGAAGCACGUGUGCAAUCCUAACGUAUCCACCCCGAUGCGACAGGCAUCGGUUGGGUAUAUUGCUAGCAUGCUGGCUCGUGCCAAAUUUGUUUCUUUAAGUUUACUUAAAUCCACCCUCCACGAAUUCUCCAACUGGGUUCACCAUUACAUCCAGCAAAUCGAUUCUAUGCUAAGCUCCGCCCUUAAAGCCCAUAUGGUUUUCUAUUCGGUCUGCCAAGCCAUCUUUUAUGUGAUAGCAUUCCGCAGUAGGCAACUAACCGUCAGCUCUAAAAACCUUACCUUCCUGCAGUCACUGCAGCUUUCGUCAAUCGUUACUUGUCACCUAAAUCCACUCAGAGUGUGUUUACCGGCAGUGGCUACGGCAUUCGCGGGUGUCACAAGAGCGCACCAGUUAGCAUACUGCCAUACGAUUCUAGAACGGAACGCUCGACGCAAAUUGGCAACGGUUUACAAAAAUGAUUCGCAAACACCGGAGGAAUGUUUGGAUACGUUCUUUCCGUUCGACCCGUACAUGCUGAAAAAGUCGAGCAAACGUAUUGAUCCAAUUUAUCUACAAUACCAAGCCAGUGAUGCCGAGGAGACUCAUGCGAUUCAGUCGCCGGAGGGGCGUAGUCGCAAGCGGUACGAGUCCAUGGCCGAAGAUGUCGAUGAUUUCCUGCAGGAAAGCAAGCGUCCUAGAAAUGAUUGUGGUGCAGCUUCCGAACUGGGCGAAAUGCAUUUCACUUACUCCUACGGAGUAUCACCUGGUUUUCAUAGUUAAAUUCAAAAAGCGAAUGAUUAGGAUAUUCACAGUAUAGGUACUCAUCCGUUAGAUGUCUUUUAUGUUUAAUAGUGGCCGCAUCAAAAUAUUUAUGCAAUAAACUAGAUUCUACCAAUUCAUAAA
This is a messenger RNA of Wyeomyia smithii (pitcher-plant mosquito), 2207 nucleotides long. RefSeq names its product RNA polymerase I-specific transcription initiation factor RRN3 (gene Tif-IA). Gene Ontology annotation, biological process: transcription initiation at RNA polymerase I promoter. Gene Ontology annotation, molecular function: RNA polymerase I general transcription initiation factor activity; RNA polymerase I core binding. Lineage: Eukaryota; Metazoa; Arthropoda; Insecta; Diptera; Culicidae. The coding region runs from base 267 to 2084 and encodes 605 amino acids. The transcript has 3 exons. The record is from RefSeq and is a predicted model, not a curated record. Gene Ontology annotation, cellular component: nucleus.